AUGUCAAGUGUUGAAGAGUUAACCGAAAAAAUCCGCCAACUAGAACUAGAACUUUCUCAAGAGCGUAAUAAAAAUGUGUCGCGUAAAAAAAUCGAAGUAUUAUCCUCGGAAGUAGUUGACACGAAUCCCUACAGCCGUUUGAUGGCCCUGAAGCGUAUGGGAAUAGUCGACAACUACGAGAAAAUCCGUACCCUGACCGUAGCAGUAGUCGGAGUCGGCGGAGUGGGAAGUGUCACCGCAGAAAUGUUGACCCGCUGCGGAAUUGGCAAACUCGUUCUCUUUGACUACGACAAAGUUGAGCUGGCAAACAUGAACCGACUGUUUUUCCAGCCGCACCAGGUCGGACUGAGCAAGGUUAACGCAGCAGCUAGAACAUUGACGACCAUCAACCCAGAUGUCUUCGUGGAAACUAAUGAUUACAACAUCACAACUGUCGACCACUUUGAGAACUUCAUGAAAGCUAUCAGCACCGGGAGCUUGACCAACGGACCAGUGGACCUGGUGCUCAGCUGCGUGGACAAUUUCGAAGCGAGAAUGGCGAUCAACACCGCCUGCAAUGAGCUGAACCUCAAGUGGUUCGAGAGCGGAGUUUCCGAGAACGCGGUCUCAGGCCACAUCCAGUUCAUCGUCCCCGGGGAGUCCGCGUGCUUCGCCUGCGCUCCUCCUCUGGUAGUCGCUUCCAAGAUCGACGAGAAGACUCUCAAGCGAGAAGGAGUCUGCGCUGCUUCCUUGCCCACCACCAUGGGCAUCGUAGCAGGAUUUCUCACUCAGAAUGCGCUUAAGUUCCUGCUGAACUUCGGCAGCACUUCGUUCUACCUCGGCUACAACGCGAUGGAGGAUUUCUUCCCGUCGAUGGUCCUUCGGCCCAAUCCGAACUGCGAUGACCGGUACUGCAGGCAGAGACAGCAGGAGUUCCAGGCGCUGCCCAAAGAAGAAAUCGCGGUUGAAGCUGUUGAAGAAGCUCCGGUUCAUGAAGAUAAUGAUUGGGGAAUUUCGCUGAUUGAUGAAACUGCUGAUGUUGCUGAAGAAGAUAAUGUUCGGGGACUUUGUCCAGGUCUCAGGCAGGCGUAUGUUGUCCCGGAUGCUCAUGCUCAUGAGAAUGUUGUUGAUGCAAGUGCGCUUAGUCUUGAAGAGCUCAUGGCUACCAUGAAGACUAUUUAA
Messenger RNA from Cotesia congregata, 1161 nucleotides. Lineage: Eukaryota; Metazoa; Arthropoda; Insecta; Hymenoptera; Braconidae. The record is from the annotation of a GenBank genome assembly.